AUGAAUAACAAUUUAGAAAAUCAAAGAGAAGUUGAAGAAACAGAAGAAACAAAUGAUAUAUUUUUAUACAAUAAUGAAACAGCUAAUGAAGGAGAAUCAUGUAAUAUUUUAUGUUUAUUUCUUUUCUUUAUUUCAUUAUUUUUUAUUAUGGUAAUAACUGCUGAUAAUUCAUCUCCAAAUAAUGAAUAUGAUAAUAGCAAUAAUAGAGAUUCAGACAUUUUAAAUGAUUCAAGAAAUGAUAAAAUUAUGAAUGAUAUUUUAGAUAAUAUAUUAAUUCAAAGUUUAAAUUUUAAAGGUUAUUACAAAAUUAAGGAUACUACUACUACUAAUUAUUUAUUAAAUAAAUCCGAUAAUGAUUUAAACAUAAAAAAGGGAAAAUUUGAAGCAAAAUUAAUUACCUUAAAAUUAGCUUUAGCUAAUGCUAGUAAAUCCUACAUUUUUUUUCAUUUCGAGCCUUCUAAAAAUGAAUUAAAAAAAAUAAAAAAUAAAAAAAAAAAUAAAAAAUAUCAGUUUAUAGGAUUAAGUGGAAUAAAUAUUAACAAAAGUAAUGACUAUAUUUUUAAUGGAAUUGGUUAUAAUGUAGCUAAUUUUUGUCAAAAAUUUAAUGAAAAAUGCUUAUGUAAUUACACAGUAAAUAUUAAGCAAUAUUUAAGUAACUAUGAAUCUACUUCUUUAAGAGAGCUAGAUGAGUCAUAUUUAUAUUCAUUAAAAAAUUACUUAUUGAAUGAAACUGAAUAUUAUGAAAGUUCAAUAUUUCAUCAAUAUUAUGAGAAUUAUGAAAAAUACAUAAAUAAUAUUAAUAAUUAUUACGAUAAAAAUUUUAUUAAAAACAAUGAUGAUUUUAAUGCAAGUAAAGAAGAAGAAAACAUAAAAGAAAUUUAUGGUGAAGAUAAAGAGUUAAAUACUGAUAUAAAAAAACAAUCUUCAAAUGCUAAUAUAAAAAAUGUUCAUAAUCAACAAAUUAUGUUACAAUUAGAAGGUAAAACAAAGGAUAUUAAAAGUGGUAGUAGUAGUAGUAAUAUAAUAAAUGAAGAUGAAAAAAAGGAUUAUAUAAAUACGACCGGUGAAAAUAUAUCAAAUGAAAAAAAAGAUAAUCAUGAAUCAUAUAAUGCAACCAAUAAUAAAAAGACAUCAACAAAUAAUGAAAAUGACGUAACGAACGAGGAAAAAAAUAGCAAUUUUUCUAAUACGAAUAAAGAAGAUAUAGAAACAAAUGAUAGUGAUUAUGAAGGUUAUAUUAUAUCAAAUAAUUGCAAUUUGUUUAUAUCAUUUAAUGGAGACGAUAUAGAUAAAAGUUAUAUAUCUAAUAAAAUUACGAAUUUUUCAAUUUUGUUUAAUAUAAAAUCAUUAAUAGAAUUAGGGUUGUUUUGGGCACAAAUAGGAAACAGUGAAAAUAUGCGCAAUGCUUCAAAAAUAUCAAUAAUAUCUAUUUGUUUAAAUUCUUUUAUAGAAAUAUUUGAAUCUUUGUUACUUUUAUACGAAGUAAUGUUAUCAAGAUUAUUACUAAUUCAUUUUAUUAUAAUGGUUCUAUUAAAGUUUCUUUUAUUCACACUAAUGGAGGUCAGAUAUGUUUUAAUCAUUUGGAAAGCUAAUCAUCAACAAGACAUUAAUGACGGAUGGGAAUAUAUGCAAAGAAAAUUAAGUAAAUUAUAUAAAUAUUAUUAUGGAAGUAUAUUAGUAUUAAUUAUUUUAUUUUAUUAUGUUUUUCCAUUAUUCCCAUGUGUAUUACUAGUAUUAUAUUUAUGUUGGUUGCCCCAAAUACUCCUAGAUAUAUGGAAAGGUCAAAGAAAUUCUAUUAAUUUAAAAUUUGUUUUUUUUUUAUCAUUAUGCCGAUUAUUUUUACCUAUUUAUAUAUUUAUUUAUCCUUAUAAUAUUUUUCAAUUAGAUGUAUUUGCACAAGUAAUUGACACAUCUAAUAUGACAUUCAGUAUUUUACUAAUAGCCAUUAUAGCUAUUCAAUUAAUUUUUAUGUUUAUUCAAAGAAUAUACGGGCCUCGAUACUUUGUUAAUAUUGAUAUAUUACCACAUGUUCAUAAUUAUUAUAAAACUAUUGACGCUAACUUUGAGUCAGGAAUACCUGAAUGUGUAAUAUGUAUGUAUGAUAUUCUUUUAAAAGAUAAAAAAUAUUGUGUAACUCCUUGUUAUCAUAUAUUUCAUGAAAAAUGUUUACAACAAUGGAUGAACAUAAAGUUAGAAUGCCCUACUUGUAGAGGUGCUCUACCAAAUUUUCCUUAA
Plasmodium relictum is the source of this 2235-nucleotide messenger RNA. RefSeq names its product E3 ubiquitin-protein ligase, putative. The record is from RefSeq and is a predicted model, not a curated record. Bases 1 to 2235 code for a protein of 744 amino acids. The transcript has a single exon. NCBI's taxonomy places the organism in Eukaryota, Apicomplexa, Aconoidasida, Haemosporida, Plasmodiidae.